Messenger RNA from Naumovozyma dairenensis CBS 421, 2607 nucleotides. It is a transcript of the gene AIP5, whose product is annotated as Aip5p. The record is from RefSeq and is a predicted model, not a curated record. NCBI's taxonomy places the organism in Eukaryota, Fungi, Ascomycota, Saccharomycetes, Saccharomycetales, Saccharomycetaceae. The transcript has a single exon. Bases 1 to 2607 code for a protein of 868 amino acids.
AUGUCGUCAAGUAUCCUAGAGUCUGAUGUUCCUAGUUCAAAGGGGGAACCUAAACCUGAAAUUAUAUCAACGACAGUUACAACAAUGGACGAAAACGGUAAUACUAUUGUGAAGAUUAAAAAGAAGAAGAAAAUAAAAAGGAAAAAAAAGAAGGUAUUGAAGGAAUCAACAGCAGAAGCUGCUGAACUGGACGAAAUUGUGAACGCGAAUAAGGAAAAUGAUAAUAAGAAGAUAACACCCGUAAAAGAGGAAAAAGGAGAUACAAUCAAACCUGAAUCUACUCAUGAUAACUCUACUAAAACAACCGAUAAUGAAAAUAUAGACGCAACCAAUACCGAGGAGAAUGGUGUAGAUCCUCUAAAGAAGAAAAAGAAACUUAAAAGGAUAAAGAAAAUAAAAAAGGUGAAAAAGAAGAAGGUUCCUACUCCUGAAAAUGAUAAAGUUGGGUUAGACUCCAUUAUGGUAGGUAUCGAGGAAUUUUUGAAUGAUGAUGAAAACAAAGAUGUGGCCGUUAACAUCGUUAAAGCACCAUCUGAAAGAGCGAAAGAAUCAUCCAUUUCAAAGGAAAUGUUCUUAGAUACAAAGGAUCCCGACUCACUUGAUGGAAUUUCCAAAGAACAACCUUCAACAACAACAGAAUUAGCUGAUUCGGAGCUAAAAAUAACCAAAGACCUGAACGAUAUCAAAGACUCUAAGUUGGAUACAGAUACUGUUGCAACCGAACAAGUUUCAACUGGUAUGAUAACAACUGAUAUUACAGAUGAACCAAUUGGAAAAGAGACAUUACAUGAUAUUCACGAAGAAGAAGAAGAGAAAGAUAAAGAACUGAUUAAUAUUUCCCCAGAUAUUGAAGGUACCGAAAGUAAUUCCAAUACGGAGGACAGGACGACGGUAGUAGUUGACCAAGAAGAGAAAGAGAAAAAGAAAGAAGAAGGAAAAGAUAAAUUACAUCUUGAGAACAGCUCGUCAGUGACUAAUGAUGAACAUACAAACCUCUUAGCAGAUGGUGAAAACAAAAGUGACACAAUUGAUAUGCCUGAGGAUAAGUCUUCAGAGUUGGAAGAUUCCAAGGAAGAAGGGAAAGCUGCGGAUGCGUUAAAAUUAGAGGAUACUGUAAAGGAAACCACUUCUCAGAUAGAUAUGCCAGUGGUUACCCAUGACAUAGAAGUAACUCCCUCUGAAAUUAAUGAUCCAACACGCAAGGGUACUAUUAUUGCUGCGGAGCAACUUUCAUCAAAACCGUUACAAAGUAAUGUCUCCUCAGAAAAGGAAAGCCACAGGGAAAACAUCGAUACUAUGGUCUCGAGUACUGAACCCGAGAAACAAGCGGUCAGUUCUUUAAUACAUCUAAAUCCACCCCAACACUUGGAAAACGAAGAAGAAGAAGAAGAAGAAGAAGAAGAAGAAGAAGAAGAAAAAAAAGGAAAAGAAAAAGAAGAAACUGUUAAUGUAUCUGAGGACAAUAAAUCAAAAUUGGAAAAAACUACAGACAAAUUAGAAGAGCAAUUAAUUAAGACUACAGACACAUAUUCUAUCAGACAAGAUAUAGAGGUCCCGACAGAUUUGAAUCCAAAGAUUGCUAUGGAUGUCAUAGCUUCCGAGCGUGAAAAAAAGGAAGAGCUAAUAGAAAACAAGGCGGAGCCUAAUAUGGACAAUGGCUUAGACAAGACUGAAUCUACCGAGGUUGAUGCUAAUGAAGAAGUGAACGAAGAAUAUAAGGGAGAAUUGCAAGGGGAACUCAAAGAGGGUGUUGAUGAACAGCUUGAUACAAACAAUAAGACUAACCAUAAUGCAGUUGAUCAAGAAAAGGAAGUUGAUAAUUCAAACGAUGUUGAACUAGCUACACCUUCAAUUGGUUUAGACACAGCGGAGAACAAUAAAGGACUAUUGGCGCCAUCAGAGGGGAUUGAAAACACUGAUAACAUAAAGGAAGAAGCCAUGAAACAGUCCAAGAAACUUGAAGAAGACGAUGGAAUUCAUGGAUUAUCUUUUGGAGAUGCUAGUCAAACUAGUACCGAAAAGGAUGGAACUUUCAAUGAACCGGGAACUACAUUACACGAUGCAGCAGCAAAAGCCAAUACACCCGCAAAUUCUACCAUGGCAGAUAUACUAGCUGAAACAGAUGCAUUUUUAAAUUCAUUAAAUCUCGAUAUGGUUGAUGAUUCAGAAAUUAACGAUCUUUUAUCUAUCGGUACCAAGGAAAAAUUAAAUCCUAAUACCAAAUUAAAUGGGACUGAAACAAUAAAAUCACCUAUCAAGAAGGAAAAAGAAGAUGACUCGACUUCCUCUACUAUUAAAAAUAGCGAAAUAAUUGAACAUAAUAAGAAGCAACCAAUAUACAUCUUUACCUCGUUAGCUGGUGGUGGAUUCCAUAUGAUACCGAGAACCAAUAGAUUAACGACAAUCCUUACAGCUAACAGGGUUGAGUUUACUUAUCGAGAUUUAGGAACUGAUGAUGAAGCUAGGAAAGUAUGGAGGACGUAUGGGAAAGGUAGAUCUUUACCUGGUGUUGUUAGAGGGCGAGAUGAUAUCAUUGGUAAUUGGGAAGAGAUUGACGAAGCCAACGAAGAUUAUAGACUACACGAUUUAUUAUAUAAUACAUUAUAG